CGUCCUGGGACGCGGGGCGCGCCUCCAGCCGGCGCCUGGGACGGGACCGGCCGCUCCGCCCCCUCGGCUCCUCCGCGGCUCCGCGGGGCGGGCAGCUGGCCGGGAGCAGAGCAGAGCCGCGCCGCGCACCCCGACGCGCCCGCCGUGCCCGCCGGCUGUAUGCUCCAGGCCUCAAUGAGGAGCCCAAACAUGGAGACGUUCAAGCAGCAGAAGGUGGAGGACUUCUACGACAUCGGAGAGGAGCUGGGCAGCGGCCAGUUUGCCAUUGUGAAGAAGUGCCGAGAGAAAAGCACGGGGUUGGAGUACGCGGCCAAAUUCAUCAAAAAGCGGCAGAGCCGGGCCAGCCGGCGGGGCGUGUGCCGGGAGGAGAUCGAGCGCGAGGUGAGCAUCCUGCGGCAGGUGCUGCACCCCAACGUCAUCACGCUGCACGACGUCUUCGAGAACCGCACCGACGUGGUGCUCAUCCUUGAGCUAGUGUCGGGAGGAGAGCUCUUCGACUUCCUGGCGCAGAAGGAGUCGCUGAGUGAGGAGGAGGCCACCAGCUUCAUCAAGCAGAUCCUGGACGGUGUGAACUACCUUCAUGCCAAGAAAAUUGCUCACUUUGAUCUCAAGCCAGAAAACAUUAUGUUGUUAGACAAGAAUAUUCCCAUUCCACACAUCAAGCUGAUUGACUUUGGCCUGGCUCAUGAAAUAGAAGAUGGAGUUGAAUUUAAGAACAUUUUUGGGACGCCAGAAUUUGUUGCUCCAGAAAUUGUGAACUACGAGCCCCUGGGACUGGAGGCUGACAUGUGGAGCAUCGGCGUCAUCACCUACAUCCUCCUAAGUGGAGCAUCCCCUUUCCUGGGAGACACGAAGCAGGAAACGCUAGCAAAUAUCACAGCAGUGAGUUAUGACUUUGACGAGGAAUUCUUCAGCCAGACCAGUGAGCUGGCCAAGGACUUCAUUCGGAAGCUUCUGGUUAAAGAGACCCGGAAACGGCUCACAAUCCAAGAGGCUCUCAGACACCCCUGGAUCACGUCCGAAGGAGAAGUCAGAGCCCCAGAACAGCAGAAGACAGAGCCCGCCCAGCUGAAGACCAAGCGCCUGAGAGAGUACACCCUCAAAUGCCACUCGAGCAUGCCCCCCAAUAACACCUACGUCAACUUCGAGCGUUUUGCCCGGGUAGUAGAGGACGUGGCUCAGGUCGACCAGGGAUGCCGUGCCCUGGCAGGGACCCACGACACCAUCCAGGAUGAUGUGGAGGCCCUGGUCUCCAUAUACAAUGAGAAGGAAGCUUGGUACCGAGAGGAGAGCGAGAGCGCCCGGCACGACCUAUCCCAGCUCAAGUACGAGUUCCGCAAAGUGAAGUCCUUGAAGAAGCUCCUGCGAGAAGACAUCCGGGCCACAGGGGCCGGCCUGGGACACGUGGCCAGGAAAUUGGACCAUCUGCAGACACAGUUUGAGGCUUUAAGGCAGGAGCUCGCAGCAGACCUACAGUGGCUCCAGGAACUGGUGGGCAGCUUCCAGCUGGAGGAUAGGAACACAGAUGGCCUGGGCUCCGUGUUCCACAGGGAUGCCAGGGAGUCCCUCGUGGAGCUGCUCGAGAGAUCAGCCAGCAAGGAUGUCUUGGCCGGCCUGAAGCUCUGAGUACCAGGUUCUAGUUAGUAACGCAUCCCGGAUGAUCUGCGGAACCAUGCUUCUGAGUGCCCUGCCAGGGCCUCGGCUGGAAUUAUCCUGCGGGGGGUGUGUCUGUAGCAGAGCCUUCCACCCCCUUCACAGAAUCCAGAAUCAGGAAGGUGCUAGCUCGUUAUUCAUUCUGCACCUCCUCUCACCAGCCUGGUUUUCUGGGAGGCUGGCUGGCAGAGCCGCUGGGCUGUUAGAACAAUUGCGAGUGAACACCCCUCCACACACCGUCUCUGGAGGGGGCAUGGCUGGCCCUGGGGAGAUGCUCGAUAAUUGAUUUGUGAUAAUGGAUUUGUUCACAUCUCAUUUCCCAUCUCUGUGCCUUAAGGACUGCAGAUCUUGGGUAAAUCUUUGCGUUAACUAGGCAUAACAAUAAGCCAGUGGGGUGCUUUCCUGCUACAGAAGGAGGGAUUUAAAAUGCACGGAGAAAAUAUUACCUUUUAUUUGCACUGACUUUUCACUUACGGAGCACUUAGGUCUUUGAUCUUUAAAAGAACUCUCUGAGCAGGAAGGUGGGUGGUAUUAUUCUUGUUGUUACUAUUAUUUCCAUGUAACUGUUGAGGAAAUUGAUAGAGAGAGGAAAAAUGACUUACUCAAAGUCUUUCAUAGCUGGUCGGUAUGGAUGGAAUAGAAACCAAGGAGGCCCGACCCCAGAUGAGGUCUCUGGGAAGAAAUAGACUUUGCUAUAAAUACCCACAUUCACGUUAGAGCUUAGCUCCAGAGGUAAAGUUAGCAACUCCAUCUAUUUCAUGUAUUCCACCAGGUGCAGGUAGAAUGCCCCAUACCCUUAGACGAUUGUCCCAAGAAGUGGGUCCUGGAGGGUGCAGUUCGUGGGUCCUAUCCAGCCAUGUCUCUGUCUGAAGAUCAGCAUGCAGACCUGGAGGCAAGGGGCAGCAUCUCCCCCUUCUCUCCCUUUCCCCUUUCAGGCUAAAGGCCCCAACCUUGUGUUAGGAAUGAAGACGGAAAGGAACUCAACAAGAAGGUCCUUUAUCUCAUGUACCUAGGGCAUUGGGGCCCUGAAAGGGCUGAGAAACUCUGUGAGAGUUUAAGAUUGAGAAGCAUAGGCUCAGUGGUCCCCUCUUGACCCCAAGCUCUGAGCACCCCUCCUUGAGGACUCUGUGAGGUCGUCUCUUUGGAGGGGCCAGUCAGCCAGCUCAUAUGGACGGACUGUGGUGGAGUGUGGGCCCGGCACUGGGCUAGAAGCUUGGGUGAGGGACCAGAUGGUAUCAUUUCAAAGUGACUUCACUGACUCACUAAACACCCUUGUCAGAUAGGCAGGGUGUUAUUCCCAAUUUGGAGAUGCAGAAACAGAGAGGUUGUGAUUUGCCCGAGGCCACAGUCGUGGUAAAAGUGGAGACCUUCUGAUGAUACGUGUGUUGCUCUUUCUGCUUCCCCUAACUGCCCCAGGCUCCAGGAGUUCACUCUCUGCUUAUAGGGCAGAGAUACCCCAACUUACCCAUCCAUCUAUGGACAAGUAAGGUUUGAGCCCCUGCCAACUGCCAGGCACUCGCGUUGGCCCUGGGGAUAUAAUGUCGAGUGAAAAGGCUCUCUCCUGCCUUCAUGGAGUUCACAGUGAGGUCCAACAUUAAUCAAGAACACUCUACAAGUGCCGAAGUGCAGGUGGGACACAUGCUGUGAAAGAGAAGUGUGUAGCGGGCAGUGGGGUUUGAUCUAGUCGGGGAAGGCCUCCCUGAGGUGGUGACCCUGGAGGCGAGGUCUGCUAAGCAAACCAGGGAGAAAGAAGUGUUCCCAACAGAGCCGUCAUGCCAGGGCUUGGUGGUGGAGGGGGCAUGGAAGCUGGAAGGGAGAGGAUAAGGAGGGUAUAUUGUGUAGAUGUGGCUGGAGAGGAGGCAUGACCAGUGGUACUUUGCCUUAUUAAAGGGCUCUACCUUCAUCCCAAGAGUCAGGGGGAGCCAUGAUGGAUGGCAGGCUAGUCAACAGCCUGCAGUGCUGGGUGGGGGAGGGGAUGGCCAGUGAACAGCACAGAUGGUGAGUAGAUUGGGAUGAGGCAUGAGAUUUGGACCCCACGCAACCACGUCUUCAGAGUCCUACCUCCUUUUCCAUUAUCAUGCUAGAUCAUUUCAAAUAUCUUAUAUAAUAUUUGUAACAGAAAUUCUUUCCAUCAAAUGCGUGCAACCAUGUUUUCAUCAAAUAUACGGUGCAUUGUUAUUUUACAUGCCAAAAUAAGGAAGAAAAAAGCCAAGUGCAAUAGGAGACCGCCUCCCCUCCCCCACAAAGCUGGGGCACGCUCCCUGAUAGGGCAAACAAGAAAUAAAGCUAUCAUGCAAAAAGGGAAAGCAAAGAAACAUGUGUGUUUCAUCAUAAAUGCUAGAUGGAGGGUGAAAAAUCCUCCCCUGAGAAGAGGAGCCCCAGGUGGGUGGUACUCACGCAGGUGUGCUUUCUGUAUUUGCACAAUCAGUGUGAUCUGAACGAACCUCAAGCAGAGAAUCUACUGUCACACGGUCUGAGGUUGGGUGGCCCCAAAUGUCUGGCAGAAGCAUGUGGUCAUCUGGAACACCCGCUUUCGCUUCAGACCCACAGUAAUGGUGUGAUGCCAUUGGUUAGAAGAGAAGUCCUGAUUUCAGGGAUCUAAAAACGUGCAUUUGGAAUCAGUGGAAGAUAGCAACGCCCUGUUUCCUGGGCCUUGCCUGGGAGCCUGGGUACAAGUGACCUGUCUACAGCCCAAGAACUUACUUGCCCCGUCGUGAGAUGUGAGGUACUCAUUUGCUGUAAGACACCGCAACUAUUGAAGGUCCCUGUGGCCAUGUCGAUAGACCUUGACCUCACACAACCAGGUUUCCGAAGGGAAGGAAGCCCCCAUUUGAGCAACUCAGGUUAGACUUUCUUGUGAAGGUCAAAAUAGUUGAGGAUGAUUUGAAUUAAGGAGACCGGGAACACGGAGGAAAAAGCAGUUAGUUCAGAACUGUGGCAUCGGCCACUCACUGUUCGUGCUGGGAGGUACUGAGAGGUGAACCACCAGACACCCUUGUUUUAUAGCAUUUGAUAUAUUUGACUCCUGGCCGGAGUCACCCAGCUGGUCAUCCCCAGAGCUGGGGUCAGAACCGUAAGUGGUUUUUCUCACAGUUGUGGAAUCAUCCUCUCUGUGUUCAUGUCUGGUCAUUGGUAACUAUUUAUUAUUUAGAUGUUUUAUCAGCAGACCCUUUUUUGUACCUAAGAGCUUCUGAACACAAAUCAAAAUGAACUGGGAAAUGCCCCCCAGGUCUUCCAGGGAAAUUAGAGGAGACUGUGACCUUCCUCUGUCACUUGGCCAGUCCAGUUCCUAUCACCUUUUGGCCUCAGAGCUUAAUGCCAAGGGGAGAGCCCAAGAAGGCCUGGGGAACGCCCAGCCGGAUUCCCCGCCACAUGCCCAUAGCUGGCAUUCUAACAGUGGAGUCAAGGGCAGGGCGGGGCUGACAGUGGCCGGAUGGGGUGUCAGAAGGGGAAUUUUUUUUGGUACCUAGAGGGAGGAAGGCCUGGGGGUUGCUGCUAGGCCAUAUCAACCAUAAAGGAGGGGUUGUCAUUCUUCAGGUAUUGAGAGGUUGGCUUCUGUGCUCUGUGCAAAUGCCACCCUGGGCUUUUAGGGAAGGGAGGCCGAGUGUGUGACAUCUCCCUGAUUGCAGACUCCCAAGGAAGCUGGAGAGUCGGCACCGGGGGGAGACAGUAGCCUGUCCCCGCUCUGACGCACAUGCAUGUGGCUCAUGAUAGCUCAGCUUCGCGUUAGGAAAGGUGGAGAUAGCACGGUAACCAGUGAUCCUGCAGCGGUGGGAGGCUGGCAGCGAAGGGACGGGGCAGAGUGACAAUGACAGGAGAAGCCCGGCUCCCCAGCGAGCCCCCUCCCCUCACUGCCCACCCCUACAGGUGAUUAUGAAGACAGUGGCCCCCCACCUCGCUCUGACACACACCACAGUGGGCUGGUGUGGGAGGUGGCUGUGUGCCCAGCCACCAACCCCACCAUCAGCCUCUGGAAAUGUCUGUGGCGCUGAAUGGCCUUUUCUCCUUUGUGAAACUCUUGGCCUGUGGAGAAGAUUCUUUGCUCUGUAGAGGAGACCCAGCAGUGGGCAUAUUUGGGGAGCAGAAGGGACCAGUUCAUUUGGACAAACACUGAUUGUGCUCUGGCUCGGGAGGGAGGUGACCGAUAAGGACAAGACAACCCCUGAAUAAUAGACUCCGUGUCUGGGACAGAUGGGAACCACCCCCCCCCAAACUGGGAGAUGGGAAAGGCCAUGCUGGGUGAUAAAAUAGAGGUACCCAAUAUUCUAGAAAACGGGAGAGAUGAAUUUGGACUGAGAAAGGUUCAGAGGGGCGGAGGGGGCAGAAACGUUCUCAGGGAGGGUUCCUCCCUCCAACAUCCCCUUCCCAAGCUGUAGCCUGUGGAGAAGGUGCCACGUAGAAUUUGGAGAGGUGGGCACAAGCCCAGAUUGGGGUGAGGAGCCUGGACCUGUUAAACGGAAAUAGAAGAGGAGAUUUACAGAGAUUUAACAGAGGGGGUGUUUUUGUUUUGAACUUUUUGCUAUGGGAAAUUUUCACAAGUAUCCGGAAUGGUAUAUGAUUUCCAUCUACCUCUUACCCAGCUGCAACAGUGAGCAAGUCAAGGUCCGUGAUCUCCCAUGCACCUGCACCACUGCUGUUUCUGGAAUAUUUUAAAGCAAACUUUAGACUUAUUUCACUCACAAAUUCUUCAGUGUGAAUUUCUAAGCACUUUCUUUUUAAUCCUGCUACUGUACCAUUAUCACAUCUGACAAAACCAAGAAUCAUUCCUUAAUAUCAUCUGGAUACAUAUUCCGGACUCCCAUGUCCCCACUUUUCUCCAGGAUGUCCUGUUGUGGGUGGUUUGUUCAAAUCAGGAUCUAAACACAGUCCACUCGUGGCAUUUAGUUGUGACGUCUCUCAGUUCUCCUGUCUUCCGUAACAGUACAGGAGGGAGAGCUUUGGAAGCUUUUCCUGGGGACAGAAAAUUGCUCAGAAAACUGAAGGCCCUGGAAAGAGGAUCAAAAGUGCUGAGACCUAACUCAGAAAAGUGAGCCCAGGUCAGUCAAGGAAAGGGGGCGUUUCUAUUCCUUUCCACUGGCUUCUUCUGUGUAAGGACAACCUGCAGAGACACAGUCUCUCCAUAGCUCUCCCCACCUGUGUAUAAGGAAGCACUCAGGCCCUCAUAAGCCUCAUGUGCUCCUUUCCUGGGAAGACUGGGAGGCGAGGCCAGCAGGGCCCAGGCUCCAGCCAGCAGAAGGGAGAGUUGAGAUGCCACCCAUAGGGUGACUGGAUUAAGGGAGAUUGGUGGGGCUGGAGACAGACAGACCUAGGCUGGAGAGGGAAGUGGGUGCUCAGGUGUCCCUGACUUUCUAAGGAGGAUGGGGCUGGAGAAAUGGCACAGAUGGUGGUUUGAAAAGUUGCAAUCUGUUUGCAGUUUCUAGAGGAGGCCUGGUAUUGAGAGAAAAUCUGGAGUGUCUCUUCUGCAGAGAGUUCCUUUUU
Molecule: messenger RNA, 7131 nt
Organism: Ailuropoda melanoleuca (giant panda)
Lineage: Eukaryota; Metazoa; Chordata; Mammalia; Carnivora; Ursidae
Gene: DAPK2
Product: death associated protein kinase 2
Exons: 10
Coding region: 160-1626 (488 amino acids)
Biological process (GO): intracellular signal transduction; protein phosphorylation; positive regulation of apoptotic process
Cellular component (GO): nucleus; cytoplasm
Molecular function (GO): ATP binding; protein serine/threonine kinase activity
Source: RefSeq, a predicted model, not a curated record